Molecule: messenger RNA, 4813 nt
Organism: Corticium candelabrum
Lineage: Eukaryota; Metazoa; Porifera; Homoscleromorpha; Homosclerophorida; Plakinidae
Product: complement C3-like
Exons: 31
Coding region: 1-4809 (1602 amino acids)
Cellular component (GO): extracellular region
Molecular function (GO): protein binding; endopeptidase inhibitor activity
Source: RefSeq, a predicted model, not a curated record
AUGUUUAGCGGCUUUUGGUAUCUCACAUUUCCACACGACCUCGAGAUCGAAUCCGGCUUCUCGAAUUGCUUAUUCUCGUGCGACUGUCUGUUCUUACAACCUUGUAUCGGAUUGAUGUUUGGGACAUCCGUGCCAACAGCAGUGGUGGAAUUGAAAUACAUUUCGACUGGCCAUCUCGUCGAAUGGAGCGCCUGCGAUCCAGCGCUCGCCAUCAUGACCGCAUUGGGCGUGAAGGAUGUGGACGCCGUCCUGCUGGCUUUCGUACUCAAGCCAACAAAUCGUGCUCGCGUUUUGUUUGGGGUAGAACGCUUUCUCGUAAGCCGACUAUGGUUUGUCUACUUUGUCACCUGGGCAGACGAUCUUUGUGACACGUUGGGUGCACCGAUCGCCGUGUUGUUAAAGGUCCGAAGACUUGAUGAAAGAAUGAGAGCAAUAACCACACACAUAGAGUCGGGCCACCUUCUUGAUAUCUUUGACAUAGAAGUCAUACUGCUCAAACAUUCCGAUGAUUAUCGUGUCGGGAUAGUGGGCGGGUUGUCGUUUCAAGUGACAUACUUGCUCGAUCGGCUGGUACAUGUAAAUACCCAACUUGAAAUGUUUUCCGAUUUAGUCGAGAUUGUCUCGAUUGGUCUUGGAGACAUGGAGGAGCAGCUCAUUGUAGAAGGAUUUGUCGAUCUCUCUGUCUUUGACGACGGACAGUUGGACUUUGAUAAAUCAUACAAACACCCACUUGGAGUUGUGACGAUCUACGUUGUCUGUGGUGAGUCUGGCUUGUUCUUGUUUGGCUAUCCAGUAGCGGACUUGUUAGAGCUGACUUAUUCUCUUGUUAAUGGAUACGUUUUUGCUAAACAACAUCACGCUACCAUGUUUGAUAUUUUGAAUUCGGUUGGCCAGGCAACUUUUGAAAUCUCACAACAGCAGGAAAAGUUUCAAAAGAGAACACUAACAGUUUUGGUGAUGGCCUAUGGACACAUCAUGUGGCGAACUAGCUUUCCUGCUUUUAAUAACCCGGCAUCAUUUACUGUCGACGUACAGAAAAAGUGGUCUGACAAGUUUCACAUCAUUGCUUAUUACUACGACGAAAUAUGUAAAACCGUUGUUGCCGAUGCUCUUACCGUGCUGGUAGAACAAAAGUUUCAAAACGACAUUGUUGUUACUCCGUUAUUGCGUGGGGGAACAACCUUAACACCUGGAAGUCCUAUGAAAUUAGAAGUUUUUACUGGAAUAGACUCUGAUGUUGCACUGUUGGCUGUUGACAAAGGCUUGUACGCUUUGAAUAACAAGAACAAGCUCACAAGAGAACAGUUGUUUGAGAAGCGUGCAGUUUAUGACUUGUCAUGCAAACGAAACAUUCAAAAAUCUUCGACGAUAUUUGACGCAUUUGGCUUGACAGCCGUCACAAAUAUGGACUUUGUAACUAGCCCUAGAACAAGAAGAGAAUGUCCUGUCAUUACUACUCAAAAGAAACGAAGCGUUCAUGAAACCGAACUAAGUUGCUGUGAACGUUUUGGAAAUCAAACUGGUGGCCAUAUUACCGAACAAACCGACGUUGACAAUAAAACUUUGGACGACUUGGCAAACGCGUGUAAUAGAAAACUGAAAGAAGUCAGCACAUCAGAAGAAAACAGUCGACGUCACAAUUUUACUUGUGAACUAACAGAGCAAUGCAUUAAAGAAUACUUGAGUUACUGCGUUCCUGCAAAUUUGAGGUAUAGAACAAUACUAAGCCAAGGAGCAAGUACCUCUCAGGGAAUUAUAUUUAUACAAGAAAGAAGCUAUUUUCCUCACGUGUGGUUGGUCAAAGAUGUCAUGAAUUCAGGACAAAGUGGGAGAAUUACUAAGGACGUUAUAUUGCCUCAUUCGAUUACCACUUGGAUUUUUCAUGGACUCACCUUGUCAAAUAAUGGUUUUGGGGUGGCUAAAGAAGUCGAAUUAGCUGUGUUCAAAAAACUUUUUGUGGAAUGCGAUCUUCCGUUCUCUGUGAGAAGGCAAGAGCAAGUCUCAAUACCUUGUACAGCAUACAACUACGGAGAGCAAAAAGAGGUUUUAAUGAAAAUGGUCAAGAUUCCUUAUAGUCUUUGCACUACAGCCGGUCUUGGAUCAUCAGGAGAGGAAAGAAGAUUUACUCUAGGGACAAACGCGACUGAGACAGUUCUUUUCCCAGUGAUUCCUCUAGAUGUUGGAGACAUUGAACUAACAGUUCAACUAAUAAGUUUUGGUUUCGUCAAUAUAGGAGAUCAAGUUACUCAAGUUUUGAAAGUAGAAUAUGAAGGAGUAACAAGGGAUUACUCAAUGAGUGCUGAGCUAGAUCCAUCAGGUGUUAAUGUCGAUCAUAAAUGUGAUAUCCGAUUUCGCCGCAACACUCCUGAUUUUACUGAAGGACCAUGCUAUCAUGUUCUCGCCGAAGAUAGGAGUUGCAGCAACAGACUUCCCGAAUUGUAUACGAAAGAUGAAUGCUGCGAUUUGAAAAAGAAACAGUUGAGUGUCGGUUGGGGUGAAUUGUGUGAGCCAUGUCCUAGAGCUUCAGAGACUCGAGAAAGCGAAGACACAGAAGGAAGGCGUGGAUUUCAGGAAAAUUAUUUCAGAAUACGGCUCCCUUCUAAUUCUAUUCCCGGUUCCGCCAAUGUUUCUGUAUCAGUAACAGGAAAGUACCUUGAAGGUACCAUACCAAUUCAGUACAAUGUCAGAAAUAUGCUCAAAAUACCAGGAGGACCUGGAGAAGAGAACAUGAUCAAGUUUGGGCCCAACGUCGCAGUAAUAAAGUAUCUCAAGCACAGUCGCAGGCUGAACAAAGCUGAAACUUUGAGAAGACUAUUUCUGAUAAGACGAUCUUAUCAGCAUCAGUUAAAUUUCAGGACAAGCGAAGGCGGUUUUGCAACAAGUAAGAGACAUGUGACUGUGACCUGGCUAACAGCAUUCGUGCUCAGGACAAUGUGUGGUGCAUUGGAUCUCAUACACAUCGAUCCCAGGGUAAUCACGGGCGCACAAAACUUUUUGCUGAACCGUCAAAACACGUCUGGAGAAUUUUACGAAGGUGGACUUGUUAAAGACUUCAUAAGGGGACGGCAUCGUCAAACACCUGCUUCUCUCACUUCUUACGUUGUCGUUAGCCUUCUCGAGUGCUGUCAUCAGCCUAAGUACAGAAUACCACAAGCUGUAAAAGAUGGAAUUUGUGAAGCAGUAGCUUUUCUAGAGAACGAAGUGACAGCCGGACGCGUCACUGAUGAACACACAAAAGCUGUAGUCUAUUAUGCCCUUGUACUAGCUUGUGCGAACUGCACAACCUGUAAUUGCAGCGAGGAGGCGAGAAGUACUCUUUUGAAUGAACUUAUGAGAUCUUCCAUACGAAGAUAUGGAAUGAAAUACUGGGUUGGAAAUUCUACUCAACUUACUCCUCCCAGAGCCGAAUCGAUUGAAAUAACAUCAUACAUGCUGUGCGCAUAUAUUGCGCAGAACAAUGUCGACUGUGCUAGACCCAUUGCCAAAUGGGUAAACACUGCACGCAAUGGACGAGGAGCUUUUAGGACAACUCAAGACACAACCAUAGCGCUAAAGUGCCUAGCCGAUUUUGCAUCGUAUCUAACGCAGGAUCGCAAUAUGAGAGUGACUGUGACGGAUUUGGACGACAGCUUUGAACAUGUUGUUACAAUAGAUAACAACAACAGAGACGUUGACCAACAACUAUACAUACCAAUCAAAGAUGGUAUAAUCAGAGUGAAAACUGAAGGAACCGGUCUUGGAUUGGUACAAGUGCAAGUUAGCUACAACGUUCCUGAUUUGGAAGCUGAAGACUGUAGCUUUGAUUUCACGGUCACAGCUAAGUUUGAAAGCAAAAAGUCUAAAGACCUCCUCAUAAAAGCCUGCGCAAAAUAUAAGGGCAGAUUUGGAACUGGCAUGUCUAUCAUGGAAAUAGAAAUACCGACUGGGUUUAAAGCUUGCGAAGGUGGAGAUCCGUUUCCGGACCCCUCUUGCCUAAAAGAGCUUAGUCAAGUUUUGAGCCUCGAUUAUGAAUUAAAUUCGAGAUUUGUAACGUUUUACUUGGAAGAAAUAAAUUCAUACACAGCGACAUGCAUCGAAUUCAAGGCUACAAAGAAGUAUAUUGUUUCUCAUGUCGCACCAGUGGAAGCUAAAGUAUUUGAGAAGUCUGACCCAGACACUAAAUGCUCGAAAUUCUAUUCACCUUCUGGUGCCAGUGCAACAUUAGCACUAAUUGGGUGUGAACAAUCUACACUUGGUGAGUCAUCGGUUCAAGAUCCAAUAUGCAUAUGUGGUGCAGGCCUUUGUCCAAAGAUCAAGGAUAUUGACAAUCGUCUUUGCAAUGUUUGCAACCAUCAUCAAUACGCAUACAAAGUCAAAGUAAAAGCAAUAGAAAAGAAGAAUACGUGGAUCAAGCACAAAUGUAAAAUUGAACAAAUUCUGAAACCGGGCAGGAACGAUCUUAAAGUUAACGACACAGUUCUGUUUUGGAUGCAAGAAGUCUGCAAAAUGUCAGCCAAGUUUCGUGUAGGCAAUGUCUACCACAUCAUGGGUCUAGACGGAGAAAAAUUUAUUCUUGAUCAAAAUUCACUUAUUGAAGAGUGGCCGGUUACUGUCCCAAAGUACGAUGCAGGUUGCUUAAAGACAAGUGAGAAAGAUUGUAUCAAAAAGAAAUGCCGCAACAAAAAAGGCAACCAAAAGAGGAGCUGUGAGAAGAAGUUCAAGAGCCAGUGUGCGAAAAAGGCAAAGAGAGACUGCGUAUCCGGAUUUUAUCGAUAUUUCAACAGCCUAACAGAGAAUCCCAACGUAUGUGAAAGAAGUGACUUGUGCUAGAAAG